AUGUGGAGGAAGAACACGGCCGCGAGGCAGCUGAUGGGCACGUGGGCCGUGCCAGCUGACGACGAUGACGCAGGUGAAGGAGACCAAGCUGCUGUGGAUGCAAUGGCGCUGGAGUACGUGAGGAACCCGAGGGGCGUGCAGCUCUUCACCUGCGGCUGGUUGCCGGCGUCCUCCUCCCCGCCCAAAGCGCUCGUCUUCCUCUGCCAUGGCUACGGGAUGGAGUGCAGCGACUUCAUGAGAGCAUGUGGGAUCAAGUUGGCCACAGCAGGGUAUGGUGUGUUUGGUAUCGAUUAUGAAGGCCACGGCAAGUCCAUGGGCGCCAGGUGCUACAUCCAGAAGUUUGAAAACCUCGUGGCUGACUGCGACAGGUUCUUCAAGUCCAUCUGUGAUAUGGAGGAAUACAGAAACAAAAGCCGGUUUCUAUAUGGCGAGUCGAUGGGUGGAGCCGUCGCUCUCCUGCUGCACAGGAAGGAUCCGGCCUUCUGGGACGGUGCAGUUCUUGUGGCGCCAAUGUGCAAGAUUUCAGAGAAAGUGAAACCGCACCCGGUGGUGGUCACCCUCCUGACUCAAGUGGAGGAGAUCAUCCCAAAGUGGAAGAUCGUCCCCACCAAAGACGUCAUCGACUCCGCAUUCAAGGACCCCGUCAAGCGAGAAAAGAUCAGGAAGAACAAGCUCAUCUACCAGGACAAGCCCCGGCUUAAGACAGCGCUGGAGCUGCUCAGGACCAGCAUGGAUGUGGAAGAUAGCCUGUCAGAGGUGACGAUGCCAUUCUUCAUCCUGCACGGUGAGGCCGACACGGUGACCGACCCCGAGGUCAGCCGUGCCCUCUACGAGCGCGCGGCCAGCACCGACAAGACCAUCAAGCUCUACCCUGGGAUGUGGCACGGCCUCACCGCCGGCGAGCCUGACGAGAACGUGGAGCUGGUGUUCUCUGACAUUGUCUCGUGGCUCGACAAGCGCAGUCGCCACUGGGAACCCAAUGAGCGGGUAAGGACUCCACCAGAGCCUGAGAACAAGCACCGCCAGGCGGCGCCCACGAAAAUCACCCGCGUCACCAGCAGCAGUGGCGGCACCGAGAGUCCGGUGCCAGCACACGGUCGUCCUCAACGGCGCGGCAGCUGCCUCUGCGGACUAGGGCGGUCGACCACACCAGCAACAGUGUAG
Messenger RNA from Miscanthus lutarioriparius, 1164 nucleotides. Lineage: Eukaryota; Viridiplantae; Streptophyta; Magnoliopsida; Poales; Poaceae. The record is from the annotation of a GenBank genome assembly.